Molecule: messenger RNA, 1149 nt
Organism: Ceraceosorus guamensis
Lineage: Eukaryota; Fungi; Basidiomycota; Exobasidiomycetes; Ceraceosorales; Ceraceosoraceae
Product: ribosomal protein S5 domain 2-like protein
Exons: 3
Coding region: 1-1149 (382 amino acids)
Biological process (GO): translation
Cellular component (GO): ribosome; mitochondrial small ribosomal subunit
Molecular function (GO): structural constituent of ribosome; RNA binding
Source: RefSeq, a predicted model, not a curated record
AUGAGCAAUUCCGCUCGGGCGCUGCAGGCCUUCAGACAAGCGGGUGUCGCUCGUCCUUGCGCGCUAGGUCGGAGCGCAGCAUACGCUCGUCGAGCAGCAUCAACAGCUUCAUCCUCCACCGCCACAAGGGGAGCGUCUGAAGAUGGGCAGAUCAAACACAUUCCUGCUUCUCUGGCACGCGCAGGACCUCGCGAAGCUACCUUGCCACCCGCCAGGCUCAAACCCGUCUCUCCUUCCCACUUCACAGGUCGACCGCAGUACAUCGAUGCGGUGCUCAAUCUCGAAGACCUCAUUCGACAAUCCAAGAGAGCUUUGCAGCAGACUUUUCUGGUAGAACCUCAUUCGACUCCUCCACCAUCUUCUGGAACGAGAUGGUUGACCAGGACGGAUCUGAGCAAUGCGCUCACUCGUCCGCUCAAAGCUUCAGAGUAUAGGAAUCUCACCGACCUCCUGACUACCCUGGGCAGAUGGUCUCAGCUUUUGCAGUCUCACUUUGCCAGUGGUCAGCAUGGACACGAACAUCAGUACUUGGCCGACAAGGUGGGCAAGACGCUGCAGAAGUUUGUCAGGAAGGACCAGGCGGCUGCUGUCGCGGAGACGCUUGAUAGGCCGGAGGUUACACGGGCUUCAAGUCAUGUGGACGAACUGGGUAGGGCUUACGCUAGAGGAAGAAGAAAGGAUGCGAGCGCAAGAGUCUGGAUCAUUCCGGUCAAGACAGAGGCGGAGACAGAGACUGCUGGUGCAAGCGGCUCUGCGCAAUCUGCCGCUUCGCCAAAGCCUGCGUUGGACCCGCUCUCGAUUCAAAUCAACAAUCGACCGCUAUCCCACAUGUUCACCAAUCCGAUUCACAGAGAAUCCGUCAUCUAUCCCUUGCGAUUGGCCUCUGCGCUGGGAGCCUUCAAUGUCUUUGCCAUCAGCAGGGGAGGUGGUUCGUCUGGGCAGGCAGGCGCAGUAGCUCAUGGAAUCGCCAAUUGCUUACUAGAGUGGUACAAGGAACAAGCGCGGUUGACGGGAGAUGCCACAAAGGUGAAAGAACUGGCCAAGCUGCUUCAUAAAGAUGGCAUCGUCCACAGGGAUCCUCGUGUCGUGGAAAGGAAGAAGACUGGUUUGGCCAAGGCCAGAAAGGCAUACACCUGGGUCAAGCGUUGA